Molecule: messenger RNA, 3798 nt
Organism: Acanthocheilonema viteae
Lineage: Eukaryota; Metazoa; Nematoda; Chromadorea; Rhabditida; Onchocercidae
Source: the annotation of a GenBank genome assembly
AUGUCAUCAAACAAAAAGUGCACCAUACCAAUAGCGCGAGGUACACCACCCUCACGAACUGUGAGCUUCAGUGAACUGCGUGGUGGCAAGGAAGGGGUGCGUGUAUCGCUGAGUGUGGAAGAGCUCGCACUAUUGGAUGAAAUUCAACGUCGUGGACGAGUCAGUUCUUCCACCGGCGUGCGAACAGGAAAGAUUAGUGUUGCAGAAUUAAUGGGAUGUGGUGAUAAAAAUGCUGACAAGAAGAGACGAAAAAAAGAUCGAAGGAGCUCGGUAAUGACUAGUGAGUACACUAAUGACUUCCACAAUCGUGCACCAUCAAUGAUUGAAACAUCAAAUCACGGAAUAUCGGUCGAUCCCGCCACUCUUCUUGAUGUUGCAGGAUGGAAGAUUCCUCCACUACCACCAGGACUUGUCUCAAUAACCCACGAAGCAGAUCGUCGUCCAUAUCCAUCAACUCUUCCUACAUGUAUAUUUGAAAAGGCGAUGAAAGCAGCUGCGAUUGUUCACGCCGGUUCACAGUUGUCACCUUUAUCUACCGGACAUAAUUCUGCUGGCAACAGUAAUGCGGCACACAGAAAUACUAUUCAUAUACCACCACUGGAAUUGAUUCGGCUAUUGCCACCACUUUCCCCGAUGUAUCCGCUGGUUUCAAGCGGGAUGCAACGACCGGCGACACCUGCACCGGGACAUGGUAUCUUUGCCCAUGGUUUGGGUCCUCAAAGACAAGGAAUAACAAAUUCCCCAUCACUGAUGGAGCCAGCCAUAGCUCAGUUGGUAGAGCGGAGGACUGUAGAGUGUAAGCUGAGAUCCUUAGGUCGCUGGUUCGAAUCCGGCUGGCUGGAGAACGGUGCUGCAACACUCGGCACGCUUAAAGUUUCAGUUUUAUGUUUGCUCCCAUUGCUCCAUGCUGUGGGGAUGGCGACUACGGCAAGCAAACCACACAUACAAGCAUUGAACAAGAGUAAUAAAAAUGGUGGUUUUGGUGUCGCUGCACAUCAUCAAUAUCUUAACAGUACACAAGGCGUGCAAGGUAAUACUCUGCAGGGUAGUGGGAAUAAUCAGCAGCGAAACAUUCAGCAAAAUCAGAAAACUCGUAAACCCUUUUUUAUGCCUUACAUGAGCUUGGAUGCAGUGAAUCGCGGACUGGCCAAUGGAGAUCUUAUCAAGGGUAUUUUGCGUGUUAAUCAACGUAAUUAUGAGGAAUCAUUUGUGGAUAAUCCCAUGGGCGACGAACAGCAGGAUAUUUUGAUUCUUGGUGUCCAUGAUCGUAAUCGCGCACUUCAUGGUGAUAUUGUCGUUGUUCGCAUCAAGGAUAGGAACUGUUGGGUUGUUCGUGAUGCAUUGUAUGAAGCGUGGCGCGGUGGAAAUUUAAAAGCUCGUGUUGAUGACAAUGGCCAGCCAUUGACUAUUCCACCAAUCAAGCGUAGCGAUUAUGAAAUAGAACUGUCUCCAGCUGAACUUCUUGAUUUGCCCACACGCGUUGACAAAUGCAUUUCGAGUGAAAAAUUGAAAGAAGAUGUGCCUAUUACACGAAAUCGACAGUACAGCCGAGAACAGAUGCUAUGUAUUGCUGCGAAGCUUGAAUUGGAACGUCGUAAACGAGUUGUAGAUGAUGAAGCUGGUAUUGAUUCUGCUGUUCUGAGCACUAUAUCCAGACUUGCCAUUGUGAAGCGAACUGAUUCACCAAUAGGUCUUUCGCACUCUGGAACAUUGGCAUGUGGUACUUCCGCCUCAAGUUUGGGAUUGGGUACAAUAACGACACGGCGUAAUGGAAUUGGCACAAGUGGAUCUGUGCAGCGACGAUCAAAUUACCGGAUUUUAUCGGAUAUGCCGGAUGAAGAUUGGGGGAUUCCUGACAUGUGCCUCCAAAAAACCGCCGAGGUAGUUUUCAUAAGUGAGCAGAAAAAUUGUCGAGCUGCAGUAGGCAUGCUAAAAAUGAUGGCUGAUGGUAAUCGUAAUUGGGCACUUUUCUCGCCGGGUGACUCACGAAUGCCACGAAUGAUGAUACCAGCGGAGCAAACGCCCGCUACGUUUUUUGACCGUCCACAAGAUUUUGCAAAGUUCAUUUAUGUGGCACGAAUGGUAGAAUGGCAAGCAACAGCGCAGUUUGCACGAGGGAAGUUAUACAAGAGCCUCGGGAUGGCGGGCGACGUAGAAGCAGAAACAGAAGGCUUAUUACUGGCGAAUGAUGUUGAUACCCGACAGUUUUCACAAGCUGCACUUUCAUCACUUCCAAUUACCGAAGCAAUGGAGUGGAAAAUUGAUGAAAAAGAAUUCAAGUAUCGAAAGGAUUUCCGAGAUGAAACUGUAUUCACAAUCGAUCCAAGUACGGCACGAGAUUUGGACGAUGCUCUUCAUAUAAAGCCAAUUUCGGAUUGUGAUGGAGUUGGUAAUCCUGGUUGGGAGGUUGGUGUUCACAUAGCUGAUGUCUCACACUUCGUGCAGUUCGGCACUGAACUUGAUCAUUGGGCUUUUAGCCGUGGCACAUCGGUUUAUCUCGUUCACAAAGUGAUUCCAAUGCUGCCACAAAUACUUUGUGAACAGUUGUGUUCAUUAAAUCCUGGUGUCGAUCGGCUGACGUUUUCGGUGGUCUGGAAAAUCAAUGACCAAGGAGAGAUAUUUGAUGAGUGGUUUGGACGUACGAUUAUUCGGUCUUGUUGCAAAUUGUCUUAUGAACAUGCGCAGGAUUUUAUCGCUCAUUCAGAAAAAGAUUUAGUUUCGUCCGAGUUGCCGGAUAUUUCCAAUGGCAAAAAAUCAGAUGAACUGAAAGAAGCAGUACUUCGCUUGCAUAAGAUUGCACUCAUCUUAAAAAAGAGACGGUUUGAAAAUGGAUCUCUCUAUCUUGAUGUGCCCAAACUGAGAUUCACACUUGAUGAUACAUCGGGAAUGCCCAACGGUCUUUGUCUGGACGAACGUAAGGAAGCCAAUUUUCUUGUGGAAGAGUUCAUGCUUUUGGCAAAUAUAGCUGUAGCUCGGAAAAUUGAAUCAGCAUUUCCGAAGACUGCACUUUUACGACGACAUCCGCCUCCAAAAAUAAAAAUGCUACGCGAUAUUUUGGAGAAGUGUGAAAAGAUCGGCUUUGCAGUGGAUGGUUCCUCGAGUAGAUCUAUUUCUUCGAGCUUGCAAAAGUAUGAAGGAGACACUGAUUUAAAACGAACCGUUGUUCAGAUGCUGACGCAUUUACUGAUGAAAUCAAUGCAAUUGGCGUUAUAUUUCUGCGUUGGUUCAUUGAAAAACCGAGCUGAUUAUGCACAUUACGCUCUCUCGGUGCCGUUUUAUACUCAUUUCACCUCACCAAUACGUCGAUAUCCCGAUAUUAUGGUACAUCGUUUUUUGUCAGCAGCACUUGGUUACUCUCCAGCUCCAGGUUUAACUGUGAAAGAGAUCGAAACAAUAGCAAGUCACUGCAAUGAUAGAAAACUAAUUGCAAAAACAGUCUCGGAAGCAAGUGAUGAUAUGUUCUUUGGUGUCUUCAUUAAGGAAUAUGGACCACUAACCGAACGUGCUGUGGUAAUACAAGUACUUGAUGCUUCUUUCGAUGUUCUGGUCGUAAAAUACGGUGUUGUAAAGCGCGUUUAUACUAGUCGCCUACGAUUGGCACGAGAGCCACGCUUUAUUGAGGGUCCGUGCCCAUCACUUCUUCUUUACUGGGAUUCCACCAGUGAUGGUUCAAAUGCUGCGAUAGAGCAAGUUAUUUCGAUGUGUACCGUUGUCGAGGUAGUCCUUUCCGCACUUCCGGAACCAACGAAAUAUCAGGCAAUUAUUUUAUUUAAAACUAUUGUUAUUUAUAUGAGAUGA